AUGACAGAUUCAUCUAAGCCUCAAGAGAUCCCCCGACUCAGCCGGAACUUCACCGACACAGAACGGUGGCAAGCCAUCGCCACCCGCGACGUAACAGCCAACAGCUUCGUCUACGCCGUUCUUACCACAAAAAUCUACUGCCGUCCCUCAUGCCCAGCACGACUAGCCCGCCGUGCCAAUGUCCAAUUCUACGACACUCCUCUGCAAGCAGAAAAAGCAGGCUUCCGACCCUGCAAGCGCUGCCGGCCGCAUUCGGGUCAGUCGGCGGCUCAAAGCAACCCCCAAACCGCCACGAUUGACAAAGCAUGCGAGUCAAUUAGGAACAUUCUGACGACAGGGCUGAAACCAAAAUUAAGAGAUCUGGCGGCGGAGGCUGGCUUGACAUCCAGUCAUUUCCAUCGUGUGUUUAAGAAACAUGUGGGCGUUACGCCUGGUCAAUAUGCAGAGAGCCUUGCGCAGAGCAACCUGCAUUCACCGGAAUCAUCGCUACCCGAUGGGUUGACUGGAAUUGAAACACCGCGCUCAGCCUCUGGGGAUAAAGGUGGUCAGAUCUUGGAUCUAGAUUGGGAUGGCGAGAAAGGGGCUGGUCUGUCGGCGGUUGGGGGUGAAAUCCCAUUUAUGAGUGGCUGGAAUGAGUUCGAUGUGCUGCUGGCUUCUGAAUUGGCAUCUGAAUCGGAACAAACGUGGAUGCCUGGUUUAUCUAUAGACCCUCGAAUGAUUUUGGGGUGA
This is a messenger RNA of Penicillium hordei, 729 nucleotides long. It is a transcript of the gene mpt, whose product is annotated as putative DNA repair and transcription factor Ada. Bases 1 to 729 code for a protein of 242 amino acids. Gene Ontology annotation, biological process: regulation of DNA-templated transcription; DNA repair. The transcript has a single exon. Gene Ontology annotation, molecular function: methyltransferase activity; zinc ion binding; sequence-specific DNA binding. The record is from RefSeq and is a predicted model, not a curated record. NCBI's taxonomy places the organism in Eukaryota, Fungi, Ascomycota, Eurotiomycetes, Eurotiales, Aspergillaceae.